AUGGAUGACUAUGAACACAGUGUGCACGUCUCCGAGGGUGACUGGGACUCCUUCUUCCAGGAGUGCGAGGAGUGUGACCUCCACCCCCCCGCGCUGGCUGGAUUGGACUCUAGCAUUAGUGACUACAGCUUGAGUGACGUUGAUGAUGCGGGAGGGUCCACUUUCUUAGACAAGGGUCUGCGAGUUGACCUCAAGUCAGAUGCUUGGGAGGCUGUCUGCCCCAUGGACGGCCCCCGGGAUUCCGAGGGUUCUCCCGUGGAGCAUUACCUCAACAAGUACAGUGUCGGUAGCUUGGAGAAUGUCUUGUCGUGCAGCGAGGAUGAGGAUGUGCACCUGGAGUCUAUCAAUAGGUUCUUUGAGAGGCUUAAAAGUCUCCCAGAGGCAGAACAGUUUAUUGAGCACAGCCAAGCAACAGUGGGGAAAAGCAGCAAGGUGGGGCAGGGGGAGGUGUGUGGUGAUGGGCCACGAGCCAAUGACGACGCUUUGCCAAUAAACAACCCAGAGUUCAACUCCCUGUCUGCCAGCAGUGAGGCAGCAACUGGCAUGGAAACCACAGAGCCAGAUAAUGCCAACACAACAGAUAGGCCUGACUCCAAGGUGGCUCCUGAGCUCCCAGUCAAUGAUGCCUCUGAGGGCAAGACAGACAAAUACACCAAUCCCAAUGUAGAGUUGGCCAUCAGAGAGAAGGAUUGGAUAUUCAAUGGUGAAGAAGCAAAACUUUCUGUAGGCAAAGCAACAAUGGAAAUGUCUGAACAUGACAGUCAGGAUACAUCUCAAGAUACUCCAGAACUCAAAGUUGAGAUAGAGGUCAAAACAGAGGACACUGUUAGCACAGCCAAAACAGCAGAGUGCGAGGGGAUUGAAAAAGCACCCGACGAAACACGUCCUGUGUAUGCCAUCUCCACUUUUUGGAAUGAGAUGGAGAAGCUGACCAUUAAUGACAUUUUGCGACUACGUAUGGUCAGCAAUGCCCACCAGUCCAGUGUUCUCCCCCAGCCACCAGAGGCUGAGGCAGCCGACAGCUCUGAUGCCGCAGACUCAGGCUACUUCACUCACUUGGACGACUCCAAACCUCACCGCUCCAGUGGCGACAUUUCCACCAUUUCUGAUUUUGACAAAAAAUUCUCACAAAAUACAAAUGCUGAUAAUCCAAGCACUGAUCCAAUCACGAGAAAUGAAUCAUCCAACUCUAUUGGUAUCUUAUGGGAAAGCGAGCCAGACUCAGUUAGCGUUGGGGAUGGUAUAUACACAGAAAAUGUUGCAAUGCUAAGUUCCGCAAGUUACAUCCCCCGACCAAUCUUUUCAGGCAGUGCCCCACAGUACGUAAGAAAAAUUAGCAAAAACGUCAGCGUGCAGAACCUACUAGCUCUGGAAGUUGAACCACUUUGCCAGGUGUUGAAAGGUCAGGCCUUACCAGCUGUCAUAUCAGAGGAAAGAGAACCAGAAAUGGAGUCCUGCAGUGAUGGACAUUUAGUGAGGCAGCACAGUAGCAUGAAUUCUUUACCUUCAGCAUCUUUUUCAGAGGAUGUGUCAAAAGAAAGCAAUCAGAUCUCUUUCUCUGAGAUCAUCCAGUACGUCUUUGGAGGAAAUAAAUCGGAGGCCAGUCCAUCGGAAACAAACAACAUGGCCGCCUACUAUGUCAACAGUGAUUCAGUCCCUGAUUAUGAGCAUUUCUACUCCGAGUUUGAUGCAGGAAGCUUCUUCUACCCUGUCAGGGAGGCAUCAAUCCUCAACAAGGAUGAGCUGUUGCCCAUCUUUUCCUGCGGACAUUCUGCCAACAAGAAUCUUCAGUUCCCGGAGGCCUACGAUCAUUUCUUCUCCAGUGACUCGUCUGCAGACUCGGAUGAGGAAGAUAACCAAGUCAGAAGUCCGAUCCGGGUGAUCACGCGGUUGAACCAUAAGCCAAAUGAGACCCAAGGUGUAAUAGUGGCUCCGGACAUAUAUGAGGACUUUUUCACAGACGAGGGUCUAAGUGAGAACUUCUUCUGGAAAAACUAUUUCUCCCUACGGAAGGUCCGCCUCACUGGCUCCACCAGCCAAAGUCCGAGAUCUGACUCCUGGUCGCUGGUUCCUGUGGAUGAGAUCAAGAGUUCAUUCUGCAGAAGCAUUAGACCCAUCCACACGCUGGGCAUCCAAGACCAGCCUUUUCCUGAUCAACUGCUGUACAACCUAGAAGGCAGGAUCUUCAGACAGCUGGCCGAACAGAAGAGGAGAUAUCCGGAUCGGCAGAUGGCUGUUGCUAAUCCCAGAUUAGAUGCCUCCCUUGUACCUCUCAGACAGUCAGACAUGUGUUUAGUCUGCAUCGCAUUCGCCUCCUGGGUGUUGAAGUCCGCUAACCCACAAGCUGGAGAUGCCUGGAAGGCCGGUAUGUACAUUCUAUAG
Molecule: messenger RNA, 2382 nt
Organism: Oncorhynchus masou masou (cherry salmon)
Lineage: Eukaryota; Metazoa; Chordata; Actinopteri; Salmoniformes; Salmonidae
Gene: perm1a
Product: PPARGC1 and ESRR induced regulator, muscle 1
Exons: 3
Coding region: 1-2382 (793 amino acids)
Biological process (GO): regulation of DNA-templated transcription; response to muscle activity
Cellular component (GO): nucleus; cytoplasm
Source: RefSeq, a predicted model, not a curated record